Messenger RNA from Vitis riparia (riverbank grape), 495 nucleotides. Its product is annotated as BURP domain-containing protein 1-like. NCBI's taxonomy places the organism in Eukaryota, Viridiplantae, Streptophyta, Magnoliopsida, Vitales, Vitaceae. The transcript is spliced from 4 exons. The record is from RefSeq and is a predicted model, not a curated record. Bases 34 to 495 code for a protein of 153 amino acids.
CUCAAUUUCUGAGUUUCUGAGCUUUUACCAUUAAUGGAGUUCCUUCGUCCUCUUCCCAUUCUGGCUUUUCUUUCAGUGGUGGUGGUAGUAAGCCAUGCUUCUCUACCUUCUGAGGGUUACUGGAAGUUGGUUUUGCCUCACACUCCCAUGCCCAAAGCUGUGAAGGAUCACUUGUACCCUGGUGUAACUUCUUUCAAUGCUUCUGCUGCUGCUUUUUGUUUGGGGAUUUACUAUGGGUUCAACAAAAUCCCUCAACCAUUCCAUGCAAAGCAGGCCCAAGAUGGCUUAAAUAUAGUGAAGGAAAAAUCUGCAGAAGCUGAGCUGAUGAAGAAGGAGAUAGAAGAUUGUGAGGAGCCUGCCAUGGAUGGAGAAUCUAGGUUCUGUGCAACAUCAUUAGAGUCCCUAAUCGAUUUCAGCACUUCAAAGCUCGGAAGAAAUGUGAAUGUGCUGACGAAUGAGGUUAGAAUGGGAAGCCAAGAGUUUGAAUUGGAGUGA